ACACGGGUGCGGUUGUCGUUUGGUAUGUGGGAUAACUAAAGACUUUACUUCAAGAUAUACCUAUUUUAUUCCACGACACGUUUCAGUUUCGCAGAGGGCCUUAUGUCCUUCAGGAAUCAACUGAAUGAGUUGAAGGCGUGAAUCCCGCUAAGCUGGCCCGCUGGCCAACAUGUGGCCGCCAUGGCGGCUACCCCUGGCGGCGGCGGCACUGCUCUGCUGUGCGGCCGUCGCUGCCGGCGCCUGCCGCCGAGACCGUCAUCUGAUGACGGCCGAGAGCGGCGUCAUCGGUGACGGGCCCGGCGAGCACGGCAAUGACACCUACUGCCAGUGGAUCAUCAAACCUAACGGCACGGCCGGCCACUACAUAUUGCUGACGUUCGAAGAGCUGGACACGGAGUGCUCCUACGACCAGGUGUUUGUGUACGACGGUAUCGAGCCGCACACCCGGCUACUGGGCAGCUUCAGCGGCCGGGGGCGGACCGUGCCGCCGCCGCUGGUCGCCGAGUCAGGAACGAUGACGGUGCUAUUCUUCAGCGACAAGAACUACGUCAUGUCCGGGUUCCUGGCGCGGUACGCGGUGACCGAGUGCCCGGGCGACUGUUCGGGCGUGGGCCGCUGCGAGGCGGGCGUGUGUCGCUGUCAGCCGGACCGGGUCGGGCCGCGCUGCCAGUGGCCGCGCUGUCCGGCCGACUGUCACGCUGCCGCCGGUCAGGGCGCCUGCGGACAGGACGGCUGCCUCUGCCGACCGGGCUUCUCGGGCCGGGACUGCGGCCUGGGCGGCGGCCGGCCCGGUAACCGGUGGCACGUCCUAGACGAGGCGCCGUCCCUGGCCCGUGCGCGCCACGCCGCUGCGCUGUUCCCGACAGCGCGUCGGUUUGUGGUGUUUGGAGGGUACGAUCUCAACAGCGCUCUGGAUGAUCUGGCUGAGUAUGACCUAAGCAGUGGUGUCUGGAGGCGGCGAACGCCAGAGGAAGUCUGCGGCUCGCCACCGCGCGACUUCUGCUGGCCGCCGGCGCGGUUCGGUCACGCGUCCGCCGUUCUCGGCACUGACCAGCUCCUCAUCCACGGCGGCCAGGGAGCCGAUCGCCGCCUUCUAGACGAUCUCUGGUCGUAUAACGUCACCUCGGGCGCCUGGCGACCGCUGGCGGCUCGUCCGCGACCCACUGCGCGCGUGCACCACACUCUCACCACCGGCCCGGAGGGCGCACUGUACCUACUGGCCGGAGCCGGCGCCGGGGACACCGUACACGGCGACCUCUGGAAGCUGACGGUGGACGCGUCCGGCGCACACUGGGAGAUCGUAUCUCCCCGUGGUGGCAGUGAGCUCAGUCUCCGUCUGGUGGGUCACUCGACGCUCUACCACGCGGCAUCCGACUCUCUGCUCGUCUAUGGAGGACUGGCGGUGGACAUCGAUCGACUACCGAUGCUGUCUCACCGGCUGUUUGCGUUCCAUGUGAGGGAGCUCGUCUGGUCUGAGCUGGUGUAUCCGCCCGCUCAGCAGCUCGACACGCACGUGCCGCUCGAGCGCGCCUUCCACGUGGCGCAGAUCGCCGGCGACUACAUGGUGGUGUUCGGCGGGUACACCCACCGUCACCGACGGGAAAACGUGUGCUACGACCACCAGAUUUUCUUCUACAGCCUUCGCUGCCACACCUGGGUCAACCACGGCGUCCUCGAGAUGACAUCAGACUCGUCCACGUACCCGCUGCCGUUCGGUCUGUUCGGCUCGUCGGCCUCCCUACUGGACGGCAGCACGCUACUCAUGUUCGGCGGCUACCACGGCUCCGUGUCCGGUCACCUGCUGGCCUACACCCUCCCCGACACCAUGGUGGCACCCGCCAGCCGGCCGGCCAGCCGGGAUGCCAUGUGCGCGCGCCACAACACCCAGUCGUCGUGCACGGCCAACCCCGUGUGCGGCUGGUGCCCGCAGGGUCGCUGUGUGGGCCGCAGCCAGGGCAGCGCGUGUACCAGUAACCUGCAGUCGUCUCCGUGCCCGGGCGUGUGCGCAGCGCUCCGACACUGCCAGGCGUGUGUGGUGCACGGCGCCGGCUGCGCCUGGUGCGUCCAGAAUGCCGCCUGCCACCGCGCCGACGGUGUUCCGGGCCAGUGCGGCUCCGGCUCGGAGACCCCGUCAGGCGUGGUCGGCUGGUGGGGCUCCAAUGGCACCGACAUCACACGGCUGGAGGAGUGUCGAACGCGUGACUUCCGACCCGGCCUGACACUCAGUGUGUACAUGAGUCCGGCCGACCCUCAGUGGCCUGAUGAGGUCCGCAUCAUCAACUCGACAUGGCUCACCUUCCCGGCCGCGGCUGAGGCGUUCGGUCCCGAGGUCUCCGCGUUAGCCGAGGCCCGUGUGCAGGGCUUUGUGCACCCGCUGGGCAGUCGGCCCAAGGUGGACCCGUACCUGCGGCUCUUUGUCACUACCAGCGGACGGGCAUCAUCACAGCUGCAGCUGUCUCGUGAUAGGGACUGGGAGCGACUGGAGGUGGUAAGCAGUACCACCACGCACGCGCCGCAGCCGGUCCGCGUGGAGGCCAUACGCGGCGACCACUCUCCUCUCCUAGCCGGCGGUGAGCGUCACUCGUACCUGCUGAGACUCAGUGUGAACCGACCGGCUGGCACCGAGCCGCGUCCGACGGCGCCUCUGGACACGGAUGUGCGGCUAGAGUGGAACGGAGCCGCCUCGCAGAAAAUGGAGCCGCUGACUUUCGAGUUCCUGGAGCCGUACGCGAACGGCUCGUGCGCCCGUCUGACCACCUGCCUGGCGUGUCUGGCCGACUCUCUCUGCGGCUGGUGCGCCUCGGACGGCGUCUGCCUGCCGCGCCUGGACCGACGCGCCGCCUGCGGCCGCCUGCUGACCCUCACCCCGAGCCUGUGCCCCGCCUGCAGUCAGCAGGUGGAGUGCGGUGGCUGCACGGCCGCGGGGUGUCAGUGGGUACCCGAGGAGGGGCGCUGUCACCGCGUCGCACCGGGAGCCGUCAGCAGGCCGGACGACUGCCCGCCGCCGUGUCACAGCAGAGCGGACUGUGCCUCGUGUCUGAUCGGCGGCUGCUCGUGGUGUACUGAGACCAAUGAGUGUUUCCUGCUGUCGACCUACACGUCACGGUUCCAGUUCUCCCAGUGUCGCCAGUGGGUGGAUCGUGACCACCAGCGUCACUCUGCCGAGUUCCGACGGCUAGCGCUUCUCCCGGCGCCCGCCGACGCCGCCGCCCAGCUGCGCGCCGAGCGUCGCCUUCGACAGAUGCAAUGCCACACGUGUGCAGCGUUCAGCAGUUGUGCUUCCUGCCUACGUUCGCUGGGCUGUGGGUGGUGUUAUGAUGAGGCGGAUCCGACCCGCGGUGUGUGCGUCUCGGGUUCGCUGGAGGCGCCGGCGGCCGGCCGCGCCUGCCCGGCGGACCGCCAGCGGUGGGCGUUUAUUGACUGCCCUGAUGUGGACGAGUGCAGACUGGAGACGCAUGACUGCCACGAGAACGCCACUUGCACCAACACGCACGGGAGUUUCACGUGCACGUGCAACGUGGGAUUCGCCGGUGAUGGGCGCGAGACCUGCAACAGGACCUGUGUCGAAGACUGCCGUCCGGGUGACUGCUCGGGCCCGCCCGACUACAAGUGUCACUGUCUGCUCGGCUGGACUGGCGUCGACUGUAAGACGGACUGCGGCUGCCACAACCACUCGACGUGCAGUGAAGGACCGGGCUCGUGUGACGCCUGCCAGCACCGGACCACCGGAGCACACUGCCAGCUCUGCAGUGUGGGCAGUUUCGGUAACGCCACGGCUCCGUCCGGCUGCCAGCCGUGCCACUGUAACGGUCACGGCGACCCGCGCCGGAACGUGUGUGACCUCGCCACGGGCCGCUGCUUCUGCCGCGACCACACAGAGGGAGACAGCUGCGAGCGGUGUGCCGACGGAUACUUCGGAGACCCGCGUGACGGCGGCGUGUGCUACCUGGGCUGCUCGUCCCGCGGGGUCACCCUCUCGGCCACCGAGGGCUACAUUGGCUGUGAGCGGGACCGACCACCGGCCGGCCGCGGCCCGCCGCACGAUACUCACUGUGUGUGGAUCAUCACGGUGUUUGACGACCUCUACCACACGCCCAUAUACGACAGCCCGCAGCAGACGCUGGAGCUGCGUGUGGGCGCUCUUCCCCACGUGCCUUGUGACCGCAGUCAGGUGGCCGUGUACGACGGCCUGCCGGAGAACCUGUCGACGGGGAGCCACUGGGACAGACAGCAGCACGCGCUGGCCGUGCUCUGUAACGACACGGCACCCGAGCACGGCACCGAGACCGUGCUGCACGCAUCGUCAGGUUUCAUGACGGUCUACUUCGAGCAGCACUCACCCUCGGAGGGGUUCAACGCCAGCUACCGCGUGCUCCGGUGUCCGGACCGAUGUCCGGCCGGCCGGCAGUGUGUAGCUGGUCUGUGCGUGUGUCGGGCGGACCACAGCGGGCCCGAGUGCACGCCCCACCCGUGCUCGCCGCCCGGCGGUCUGGUGCACGGUCGGUGCGACUCGCGCUACGGCCGCGUGGUCUGCGAGCCAGGCUACGUGGGCGCCACGUGCGCGGAGCCAGCGCUGCCCGGCCACGUGGUGAUUAAAGAGCUGUUCAGCGAGCAUCACGUGGAGCCGGCGCUGGCCUACCUCCGCCGGCUGCUGCCGAGGUUUGGACACACACUCACCGCCGACCACUACAGCUCCCUGUGGCUGUUCGGAGGCUACUCACUGUCGCGCGGUGCGCUGAACGAUAUUCAGCAGUUUGAGACGCGGGGCAACACGUGGCAGCAGGUCACCGUACAGUACCAGCCGUCGAGGCCGUACCUGCCCAGCGGACGCUUCUUCCAUGCGGCCGCCUAUGUAACGUCACAGAGGGAGAUCUACAUCUACGGCGGCACGGACGGUAAUGAGUUCCUGCGGGACUGCUGGCGCUUCAACAUUAAGACCAAGAUGUGGAACGAAGUUCGGGUCCCGGCUCUACUGCCGCCGCUAGCCGGCCACACACUCACCUACCGCAAGAAGGACAACCUGCGGAGCCUGCUGCUGCUGGGCGGCGUCUCGCCGCAGGGAGGCUGGCUGGACGACGUCUGGGAGUACGAUGUUACGCGCGGCGCCUGGCUGCGGCUCAACUGUACGGGGACCAAACCGAUGGGCAUGUACGGCCACGCUGCGGCGUACCACCCCGCCACCGACACGGUGUACGUGUACGGCGGGGUACAGGCCGGCGUGGGAUCGGCCGCAGCCAGCGCCACACUACUCAGCUUCCAGUACGGCCGGCGGCGGUGGAGCGUGCUCCCUGCAGACAGCGGCAUCAACCCCGUGCCGCGCCACCUGCCCGGGCCGCGCCUGUUCCCCGCUGCCGUGGCGACGGAGCACUACCUGCUGCUGCUCGGUGGGGCGGGGUCCGAUGGGGAUAUGUUCGCCUACCUGUUUGCGUGUAAUAUGUGGCUGCGUAUUGGAGGACGCGAUCACACUGUGUUUGGGACGCUGGCGCCGGGAGUGGUGGGUCAGGCGGCGGCGCGUCUUCACGAGUCCGUGUACCUUUUCGGUGGAUAUCGCGGCCAGGUGCAGGCACGUCUGCAGCGAAUUGAGCUUCCUGACGACCUCUGCAAACUAAACCUGCAGAAGAACAUGUGCAAGGGUCAGUACGGCUGCAGUUAUUGUCAGGUCAUCAGUCUCAAAACGAACGCCACCUACUGCUACACCAACAGCCAGGAGUUGCCGGCCGUGUGUGAGAAUCAGAUCGGCACUGUCGAGUUCUCUUCGCGACACCGGGGCCGGUGCAACGUUUCGGUGGUGGAGUCUCGCAACUGCUCCCAGUUCACCAGCUGUGAGGAGUGCGAGGCCCGCUGGCCGCUCUAUCCAGACACGCAGGCCUGUCAGUGGAUAAGCCUGGUCGGAUUCAGCGGCAUCUGCCAGUCCCUGCAGCCACUGGGUGUGACCCUAGGGCUGGCUCACCGCGAGGAGACGCUCUGUGUGCGCUGGCCGUGCCACGUGGCCGCCAGCUGCAUCUCCUGCCAGACACUCAAAGGAUGCACUUGGCUACCACACCACGGCGCCGGUCGCCACUGGCGGUGGCCCACCGGCCGGUGCGUGCCCCAGCACGAGGCUGACGGUGUCGACGACACCGCCACCUGCGAGGUGCCGUGCGCGCUGCGCCGCUCCUGCGACACCUGUCUCGAGGAGGGUGACGGCCGGUGCUGGUGGAGCCCGCGCCUCGGCCAGUGUCUGUGGCCCGGCCACCAGCCGCUCAUGUGUCCGGCCGGGGUGUGUGGCCCGCUGGUAGUGGACGGGGACCGGUGCCCUCUGCCCUGUCAGCGCCACACGACCUGCCGCGACUGUCUGCAGCGGCCAGAGUGCGGCUGGUGUAACCUGGAGCAGCCUCUGGGCGGCGCUGGUCUCUGCUGGGACGGCGGGCUGGAGCGGCCCCGCGACUCCUGUCUGGCUCUAAACUACACAGCCGUUCCUCCUGAGCCGGUCAUCUCCUGGAACUACACGGGCUGUCCGCCAGAAAACGAGUGUGCCAACGGACACCACACGUGUGAUCCACUCUCUGAGACGUGUGUGGACCGGCCCGAUGGCUUCAGCUGUGUCUGCAGUGACGGAUAUGUGCUCGAUGGGGACGCCUGUCGGCCCGUGUGCGACCAGGUGUGUGUUCAGGGCACCUGCGUGGCGCCCAACCAGUGUCGGUGUCACUUCUCGUACGUUGGUGACGACUGCAGCCGACACUGUCUGUGUAACGGCCACUCGGAGUGCGCCGGUCCCGACCGGCUGGAUGUGUGCCUCAAGUGUCACAAUAACACGAUGGGGGACCAGUGUGAAAAGUGUCAGCCGUUCUUCGUGGGCGAGCCGAGCAAGGGCUGCGUGUCGUGUCUGGAGUUCUGUCACGGCCACUCGGACACGUGUAUCGCCGCGGAGGUGGCUGCUCGGUACAAUGUAUCGGAGCUGCGUCAAAUGUCGCGCUCCGAACUGAAGCAGCUGGUGGCCGAGGGUGCCCGACAUGACGCCGUCUGCCUGGAGUGCAAACAUAACACGCUGGGUAGUCGGUGCGAGCAGUGUCAGCCCGGCUUCUUCCGAGGCAGUGAGAGCCCCGACAAGCACUGCCGACCGUGUCGUUGUCACGGCCAUGGUACGCUGUGUGACCCUGUCACCGGAGAGGACUGUGACUGUCACAACAACACCGAGUCGGACCGCAGCUGCCGACAGGAGGGCUACAAGCGCGGCCAGCCCUGCUCCGAACUUCAGUGCAUCAAGUGCCGCGACAACUACCGCGGCCGGCCGACCGAUGGUCACCAGUGUUACCGCCAGAUGCAGGUCGACCUCGACUACUGCCUCGACUCGGCCCGACCCGAACUGUGCGGCGCGUGCUGCCUCUCGGGCGCCCUGCUGUCAGGCCGCACGGUCUUCUUCGCUGCCCAUCCCAAGUAUCUGAACGUGGACAUUCGUCUAGUGGUAGACGUUGCGGAGGGUGCUGUGGACGUCUACCUGACGGCCCACGAAGACGCCCUACAGGUGGAGGUCAACUCUUCUACAGGAGAACACAGAAUAGUGUUCGACCCGAGGUACCACACCGAGCCGGAGGAUCACAUCGGCGGGUUGCGCGCUCGGCGCGACACGGCGCCGCUCUCCAACAGCACAGCGACCCCGCUGUAUCGAAGAGUAACGCGUGCUGCCGCUCAGGUGAACACAUUCAUCGAGCUGACUGGGAGGAGAGAUCUGCUACUGGUUCGUCGUGUAAGAGGGAGGCUGACGGUACAGCUACCGCAGCAUCAGUAUGACCUACGGACUACCACGUUCUACCUAGCAGCGCUGAGUGUGGGGGUGACCCCCGCCCGCGGCACCGUCUUCUUCCGACAGGACCAGCACAAGAUGAACAUGGCUGUGUUUUUCUCGGUGUUCUUCUCGUGCUUCUUCCUAUUUCUGUCGCUGUGUGUGGCGAUGUGGCGGCUGCGGCGACUGACCAGCCGUCGCCGCUCGGCUCGACAGCAGGAGGCGGAGAUGCGGAACAUGGCUCGCCGUGCGGUCGCUCGGGUGACGCUCCACCUCCAGCCGGAGGAAGAGACGGCGCAGGGAGCGGCGCGGCGCCGCCGCCGCUCGCCCGACCUGCCCGUCCGGCCGGCCGCCGUGGAGCCGUGUUCGGACGGUGUGGCCGGCGUGACCACUGUGUUCGUACAGCUGCCGGGAGGCGCGGCGGCACCCACACGGCUCGCACUGGCCUCCACGCUGACUCUACUGGGACGAGCCGCCGCGCCUAACUCCCGACUACCGGCGGUGCUGCGCCGGGCCGGCCCCGUCACGUGAUGCUCACCAUGGGGCGCCGAUGGGGUCACGUGCUAGUGACGGGGUGUGCUACAGUGUGAUCGGGCAAACUACUACCGCGGGAUGGACCCCGUGGACAGACAAGUUCCUCAAUUGAGCUUUGUACUCAGCGACGAUGCUGUCGCUACCACAUCUUCCACGCCACAGGGUUUAAUCUACAGUCUUCUGAAAGGCCACAAAACUGCUGACUUAACCGGCAAUUUCGGCUCUUCCAUAGUCUACAGUACCUCAGAAGUUCGAACUAGGAGCGUUCUGCGCCUGGGCGGGAGGAGCGCGAUGCAGCCACAUAGCUAUAGCAGCGCUCCACUGUGCCCUACCGCGGUGUUGAAGUAACCACCGUUUAGCCCGGCUCGCCGAGCAUGUAUAGAGAGUCAGAUACGUACGUAUAAGCAUUCCGUCCCACCGCCCUCGGGGCCGGGCAGCCAAAUGGAUCUCAGGUGAUGGCUCGCUGGCUGGAGUUCGACUGGUGCGGCCAUCCGCUAAUGGGGUGCCUCCAGAAUAUGGCAGACUGUCAUUGGAAUAUGAUUGGUUUUCUUGCGCUUCCAUAGACAGGCGCAUGGCGCCGCAGCGCCCAGCGCGUGAUAUUUGGGGCUCAAGUGUCGCGCGGAUGUAAAUCAUGUAGGGUUUUAUUAGGGGUGCCAUGUGUUAUUAGGGCCGACGAUCAUUGGUUGUGUGCGCAGCAGCGGGGAUGUUUUCUACCUCUGGACCAAUGUAAUGCAGGCGUGCGUUCAUUUUUAGCUGUCAGUGGGAGCCGAUGGUUUUGUGUAUUAGGCAGGGUUAUUAACUGCGCGAUAAUCGAUAUUCCUGUGAAGGGCGAUGUAUGUGUUGCUCGACUGGUUACAAAUAGUCAUGACAUUAUUGACGUGCCAUAGUCUUGACUUUUUUCAUUGAAAUGCUAGGAAGAUGUUGGCGAUUUUACUCGUAUGUGCGACAUUUUCUGUUCUGCUGUAAGAGUGACCAGUGCACGUAUCAUAUUUUCGCUCGUCAUGCUUUUUUACUUGGUUCGGACGAUAGAAGUCUAUUUAUAAUAUGUUCUUUGAAUACUAUUUUCUAAUCCAAUGACGGAGACACCCCCAUGUGGAUUAUUUCCUUGACAAGCCCAGUGCUUCAACGGGCUGUGUUAUUCUGACAUAUGAGGAUUUAUAUUUUUGAAUAGACCUCUUGGAGCAGGCUGUGUGUUUACCUUGGUUUAAACAUAUUUGAUGUGUUCUCGAACCCUUAGGUCGUGUCAAGGCUGUAUACAUCGGUCGUAUGUGC
Messenger RNA from Amphibalanus amphitrite, 9568 nucleotides. Its product is annotated as multiple epidermal growth factor-like domains protein 8. Lineage: Eukaryota; Metazoa; Arthropoda; Thecostraca; Balanomorpha; Balanidae. Bases 170 to 8293 code for a protein of 2707 amino acids. The transcript is spliced from 27 exons. Gene Ontology annotation, molecular function: protein binding; calcium ion binding. The record is from RefSeq and is a predicted model, not a curated record.